AUGCCUGGCGUCAAACCAAAAGGGCGAUUGGAAAAGUCAUCCCCAUGGCAAUGCAUUGUUGUUUUCAUGGCUUUCGAAAGGCAGGUAGCUGAUACCAUUGCAAUUCGACUUAGAAACCAUUGCAUAAUGGUUACACGAGUCCUUGCAUCCCGCGUCCGGUCAACCGUUAACAAGCCGCAUACGGUUUCUCUCCCCAAUGUCCCAGAGAAGCAGCCCCCCGCUGAACCCCGCAAAAUUGUUGUGGAGUGGGUAGACAAAUUCCGCGCAUCACUGGCUCAGGCAAAUGUGUCCGAUUUACAAAAGCUCUUUCUCACAGAUGCAUGGCUGCGCGAUAUGGUUGUUCUCUCGUGGGACCUUCGCACCAUCAACGGUGCUUACAAGGUAGCUGCGUACUUCCAAGAGAAUCUGGGGAGAGCAAAGUUCGAAAAAUUUCACCCUAGGGAAUCUGGGCAGUUCGAACCGCAGUUUAAAACAGUUAAACCGGGAUUACAAUGGAUUGAGACUAUGUUCGAUUUUGAAACUGAGACGGGAAAAGGUCCUGGGAUGCUUUGGCUUGUCCGCGAUAGCGAUGAUAUUUGGAAGGCGUAUAUGCUCGGUUUCGUCCUGCAGGUGGUAAAGGGAUAUGAAGAAAUAUCUGGCCUCAAUCGCCCUAAUAAAGGAUCAGAUGCCAUCGUGGAUAAUCCUCGUCAGGAGAAGAGUUUCACUGAUAUUGAACCCACCGUUCUUGUCAUUGGAGCAGGACAGGCUGGGCUUAUGAUCGGUGCGAGGCUGGGUAAACUAGGUAUCCCGACCCUGAUCAUUGAGCGAAACUCCAGGGUCGGUGAUAACUGGCGCAAGCGAUACAGGACUUUGGUCACCCACGACCCGGUUCAAUAUUCUCAAAUGCCAUAUCUUCCAUUUCCAUCCGGUUGGCCCCUCUAUACGCCCAAAGACAAGCUAGCAGAUUGGCUAGAAACAUAUGCCAGAGGGAUGGAGCUCAAUGUAUGGACCAACACGGAGAUUGAAAAAAGCGAGUACGAUGAAAAGUCAAAGACGUGGUCGGUAAAAGUGCGUUCGAAUGAUUGUGUUAUUCGUACCGUAUAUCCACAUCACAUCGUCCUAGCCACCGGCCAUUCGGGAGAACCACUAAGGCCCAAUUUCCCCGGCAAAGAGAAGUUCAAGGGUGAAAUAUAUCAUAGCUCGCAAUAUAAUGAUGCCUCCGAGCACGCGGGCAUUAAGAGUAAGAAAGUUGUCGUCGUUGGUACUGGGAACAGCGGGCACGACAUUGCGCAAGACUUCUACGAGAACGGCGCAGAGGUAGCUAUGCUCCAGCGCCGCGGGACCUUCGUGAUCUCGCAGAAGCAUGGGGUUAAACAGAGUGAUGAGGGAAUUGAACAGUUUGACUCUGAUGGCCUGGUGCUCGCCGACGGAAAGAGAACAAAGCUUGCUGCUGAUAUCGUGGUGCUGGCCACAGGGUAUGAUAACAUGAAGAGCACCGCAAGAAAAAUUAUGGGAGAUAAGGUUGCUGACAAGCUUUAUUCCUCGUGGGGUUUGGAUGAAGAAGGGGAACUCAAUGCAAUGUGGCGCUACAGUGGCCAUCCUAAUUUCUGGAAUGGGAAAGCCCUAAGGAUACUAGUAUGA
Histoplasma mississippiense is the source of this 1620-nucleotide messenger RNA. RefSeq lists its product with no specific name. Gene Ontology annotation, molecular function: monooxygenase activity; flavin adenine dinucleotide binding. Lineage: Eukaryota; Fungi; Ascomycota; Eurotiomycetes; Onygenales; Ajellomycetaceae. The coding region runs from base 1 to 1620 and encodes 539 amino acids. The transcript has 8 exons. The record is from RefSeq and is a predicted model, not a curated record.